UCCUAUAAAAUGUAUUUUGCAGAUCUGAAACGUGCCAGACAUGUACAUCCUUGGACUGUUGUCUUUGCUUGUUUUGCAAAGCAAGGCCUUCAACACAAAUUUCCCUGAUGAAACCGUUGCAGAGUUUUCUGUGAAUGUUUACAAUCAGCUGCGAGCUACAGGAGUAGAUGAGAAUAUUCUCUUCUCUCCUCUGAGCAUUGCAAUUGCCAUGGGAAUGGUGGAGCUUGGAGCCCACGGGUCCACCUUAAAAGAAAUUCGACAUGCCAUGGGGUUUGACAGCUUGAAAAAUGGUGAAGAAUUUUCUUUCUUGAAGGAACUUUCUGAUACGGUAAAUAGUGAGGAAAGCCAGUAUGUGAUGAAAAUUGCCAACUCCCUCUAUGUACAGAAUGGAUUUCAUAUCAGCGACAAAUUUUUGGAGUUGGUGAAAAAAUACUUCAAGGCUGAAGUAGAAAACGUAGAUUUUGGUCAAAGUGCAGCUGUUGCCAGUCACAUUAAUAAGUGGGUGGAAAAUCAUACAAACAAUAUGAUCAAAGAUUUCGUGUCAUCAAGGGAUUUUAGUGCCCUGACUCAUUUGGCCCUCAUCAAUGCAGUUUACUUUAAGGGAAACUGGAAGUCUCAGUUCAGGCCUGAAAACACAAGAACUUUCUCUUUCACUAAAGAUGAUGAAAGUGAAGUGCAGAUUCCGAUGAUGUACCAACAGGGAGAAUUUUACUAUGGAGAGUUUAGUGAUGGCUCCAACGAAGCUGGAGGCAUCUAUCAAGUUCUGGAAAUACCAUAUGAGGGGGAUGAGAUAAGUAUGAUGAUCGUUCUUUCCAGACAGGAAGUUCCACUGGUCACCCUGGAACCGCUGGUCAAAGCCCAGUUGAUUGAGGAAUGGGCUAGCUCUGUGAAAAAACAGAAAGUGGAGGUGUAUCUACCACGGUUCACAAUAGAACAGGAAAUUGAUCUGAAAGAUGUUUUGAAAGGUCUUGGAGUUACAGAAGCAUUUGGCCGAAGUGCUGAUUUCACUGCAAUGUCUGAUAACAAAGAGCUUUACCUUGCUAAAGCAAUUCACAAGUCAUUCAUAGAAGUUAAUGAAGAAGGCUCUGAAGCUGCUGCUGCCUCAGGAAUGAUUGCCAUUAGUAGAAUGGCAGUGCUGUACCCGCAGGUCAUAGUUGAUCAUCCGUUUUUCUUUCUGGUCAGGAACAGGAGAACAGGAACAAUCUUGUUCAUGGGAAGAGUAAUGCACCCAGAAGCAAUGAAUUCAAGCGGCCAUGACUUUGAAGAACUCUAACUCUCCUUCACCACCAUCACCUGAUUUAAAAAAAAAAAGAGGAAAUAAGCACACUGAGUUUGCAAAUUAUAUAUUUAAGGUUUGCCGUGUUUAAAGACACUGUCUAAAAUACUUUCAGAUUUAACUGUGGCUUAAAAUUACAAGCCAGGCUUGUGGAGGAAAGCUUUCAGUAUUAAAAUAAUGGUUCUAUUGCUGUCAUUGUGAAUGCUGUGUUGGUCCUUAAAAUAAAAUUGUGUAUAUGUCAACAUA
This is a messenger RNA of Gavialis gangeticus (Gharial), 1522 nucleotides long. It is a transcript of the gene SERPINI1, whose product is annotated as serpin family I member 1. Bases 41 to 1273 code for a protein of 410 amino acids. The record is from RefSeq and is a predicted model, not a curated record. Gene Ontology annotation, biological process: negative regulation of endopeptidase activity. Gene Ontology annotation, molecular function: serine-type endopeptidase inhibitor activity. The transcript has 8 exons. Lineage: Eukaryota; Metazoa; Chordata; Crocodylia; Gavialidae.